AGAAACGAUGGAUUUUGGUCUGCGGUGCUAAGUGGCUCACCGCAAACAUUUUUUACCAUAUACACAGCUGUUCUACUCUUCCUUACCCAACGGCUUGCGAUUUCGAGAACACUUAUGCGCCGUGUAAAACUGACUACUAUUCACGACAUCUCUGGUGCAUGGGCUGGCCUCGGUUCUGCACUCAGUAGCGUCUAGCGACAAACUGAUGUCCCUGCCUCGUGGUGGACGACUCCCGCUGUGGCAACCUACCUUGCGAGCAUAACCGUGUUGCAUGUCACCUCUUCCACUCUCCUACAAUUUCAAACCUUUAAUGCUUCUAUGACGACUUCCAUGCCAACAACACUAGGGUGGCUAGACGAUUCAUUGUACGGCUCUUUCGCGAACCUGGGACUCAUUAUCCCAUCCCUACCAGUUGUUAAUCGUUUAAUUGGACUGGUAUCUACAGGAUUAUCCAACACCACUAUGACACCCUGAAAAUAAGUUCUGUAGCAGGAAAUGCGACUGUGAAUGCAACGACGGUAACCUCGCGUUACGGAUUGAUUCUAAAUGUGACAUACUCUGCGAAUACCAGUACG
This is a messenger RNA of Suillus subalutaceus, 575 nucleotides long. RefSeq lists its product as uncharacterized. The annotation marks the transcript as partial. The transcript has 2 exons. The record is from RefSeq and is a predicted model, not a curated record. Lineage: Eukaryota; Fungi; Basidiomycota; Agaricomycetes; Boletales; Suillaceae.